GGAAGGAAAAAAAAUCAAUAUUUUCACCUUUGAUCUUUGUGAGAGACUUAUUGUAAAGUCCGUCUUUCCACUCUCACCACCCAUUCCCUUUUCUACCGGAUCCACUUUCCCCCCACCAUUUUCAUUCCUCCAUUCACACAAUCACACCAAAUCAAAUUCAAUGUAUUCCAUGCUUACAUUCUUUGUGGCGGCCACUGUUGCUGCCCUUGUUGCUAUCAUCUUCUCCCUCCAAACCCCUUUUCUCAAGCUCGAACAGGUCUUUGCGCCGCCGCACAUUCCUGGAACCCACGAUUAUCUUCGUUCCGCCAACGUUAUUCCUCUCACUGGAGCAAUCGGACCGGAGAGUUUGAUUUUUGACCAGAAUGGUGAAGGUCCCUACACUGGGGUUGCUGAUGGCCGGAUUCUCAAGUGGCAAGGUGAUGGCCGUGGCUGGACUGAUUUCGCUGUUACUAGCUCUCAGAGGAGUGAGUGUGUUCGCCCAUUUGCACCUGAAUUGGAGCAUGUUUGUGGGAGGCCAUUAGGACUGCGUUUUGAUAAGACAACUGGAGAUCUCUACAUCGCUGAUGCCUAUCUCGGUCUUCAUGUUGUGGGACCUAGUGGAGGUUUGGCAACAAAACUUGUAAGUGAAUUUGAAGGCAAGCCACUUCGUUUCACAAAUGAUCUUGAUAUUGAUGAGGACAACGAUAUCAUAUACUUUACUGACAGUAGUACAGUUUUCCAAAGAAGACAGUUCAUGGCGUCGAUAUUGAGCGGAGAUAGUACGGGAAGGUUAUUUAAGUAUCAUCGAGCUAGUAAGCAAGUUACGGUUUUAUUACAAGGCCUUGCAUUUGCCAAUGGUAUUGCAUUAAGCAAAGACCAUUCCUACGUGCUUGUGGUUGAGUCUACCUCUGGCAGGAUUCUCAGAUUUUGGCUUCAAGGUACUGAAGCAGGAAAUUUUGAUGUUCUUGCUCGGCUUCCAGGCUUUCCUGACAACAUUAGAAGGAAUCCGAAAGGUGAAUAUUGGGUUGCUUUGCAUUCGAAAAAGGGAAUUAUUGGGAACUUGGUUACUUCAACAUCUUGGUUUGGGAAACUUCUGUUGAAGCUUCCAAUUGAUUUCAAGCGAUUGCAUGGGUUGUUGGUGGGAGGGAAGGCCCAUGCAACUGCUAUUAGGUUGAGUGAGGAAGGAGAGGUUUUGGAGGUUUUAGAAGAUUGUGAAGGAAACACUUUGAAGUUCAUUAGUGAAGUUGAAGAGAAGGAUGGAAAACUGUGGUUCGGAUCGGUUUUAAUGCCGUUCAUUGGUGUUUAUGAAUAAAAAUAGGCUUGUUUUCCUAAGCUAUUUCUCGAAACACGAUUCGAGUAGAUAGUAAUUUUCACUCUCGCUUCUUCUUCCUCUUGUAAUUUUAGUUUUUUCCCUUUUUGAAAUAGAUAAACUUUCACGUAGAAGAUCAUAAAAAUGGCUUUGGAAGAAAGCUGGAGCUCUCUUGGUGAUCUAACUUCUGGUUAAUAUAUUAAUGGAUUUUGAAACUUUCUUCA
Cucumis sativus (cucumber) is the source of this 1512-nucleotide messenger RNA. RefSeq names its product protein STRICTOSIDINE SYNTHASE-LIKE 10. Gene Ontology annotation, molecular function: strictosidine synthase activity. The transcript is spliced from 3 exons. The record is from RefSeq and is a predicted model, not a curated record. Lineage: Eukaryota; Viridiplantae; Streptophyta; Magnoliopsida; Cucurbitales; Cucurbitaceae. Gene Ontology annotation, biological process: biosynthetic process. Bases 161 to 1291 code for a protein of 376 amino acids.